Messenger RNA from Momordica charantia (bitter melon), 931 nucleotides. The record is from RefSeq and is a predicted model, not a curated record. NCBI's taxonomy places the organism in Eukaryota, Viridiplantae, Streptophyta, Magnoliopsida, Cucurbitales, Cucurbitaceae.
UUAAAACUUGUAAAUUAUAGUAUUUUUGAAAUAUUGAAACUUGUAAAUGGUAGUAUUUUUGAAAUAUUGGAUAAAGUUAUGGGUAUAUAUAUAUAUUUUUUUCCUUUUUGUAAUUUAACCCUUAAAUUUGUAAUUAUUUACUCCGGAGGGUAUAGGAAUCGUAUAGCAAUUUCACCCUCCGCUUUGCAAUUGAAAUUCCCGAAUCCGGCCAAUAGUCAUCGGAGCUCCCCGCCUGCGACCAUUCUCCUCAAUCCCAAACCCUACGGCAGGAAUUUUCCGACAAACGAAGCACAUACGAGAAGAAUCAGCGGGAUUAUCGGUUCCGUCUGGUUUUCUGAGUAACAAAAUCAGUAUGUUUGGGACUGCAAUAAGGUAUUUCGCGACGAAGCCAAAGCCGAAGAUGAAGCCGAUAGAGCUAAAUACUCCACCGGAGCAAACGCAGACGAUUACUAGAGUCAUCUUCGACAUCGUUAAGGAGCAUGGUCCGCUAACCAUAGCCGAAACUUGGGACCGCGUUCAGGUUGGUUUGAGAGGAUUAACAAGCAAAAGGCACAUGAAAAUAGUAAUGAGAUGGAUGAGGGAACGGCAGAAGUUAAGAUUAAUGUGCAAUCACAUAGGAUCUCAUAAGCAGUUUCUUUAUACUACCUGGUUUACGAAAUCCAACUUUGGGCAGUCAAAGCCACAGGGGCGUAAUUCUUCCCCACCCAAAAGCCCUUGAACGCCUAUAGAUUACUUGUAAAAAAUCUUGAACUGCGUUGUUUCUUUCUUUAUUUUUCAUGGAAGUUGUACUUUGAUUCUUCCAUUACUGAUAUGUAGAAUGGAUGAACAUUAUAGACAAGGAUUUAACUGCUGCACUUUAUUUGUUUAGUGUCAAAUCCUUAAUCUUAAAACUUUGGUUAGAUAAUAUAUUGAACCUUGAUGUUGAAAUUUA